AAAAAGACAAAUUCCCUCGGGUGAUCCUAUAAAAUAAAAAUCUUCAUUUCAUAACUUUUGUCUCUCUUUACCUUCCUUAGUGCGUUCCCUCUCACCCUUUCUCUCUCCUACCACUUUUGCUUCCGUUCCAGAUCUACCCGGUGGGAGUUUAUUGGAAAUGGGACGUGGUGUCAGCAGUGGAGGUGGUCAGAGUUCAUUGGGCUACUUGUUUGGAAGUGGAGAGGCACCUAAACCUGCUGCUAAUAAUCCGCCUGCAAACGCUAUUGCAGAACCGGCUGGAAAUGAUGCAGCAAAGACUGUCACGAAUUCUCAGCCUGGUGAGUUCAAGAAGGUUCCCGCUGGAGUAAAUAGUAACAUAAACAACUACCACCGUGCUGAUGGUCAAAACACUGGCAAUUUCAUCACGGAUCGACCCUCAACUAAGGUUCAUGCUGCCCCUGGUGGCGGAUCGUCUUUAGGUUAUCUUUUUGGUGGUGCUAGUAGCAAGUAAAACUUAAUUGGCCACCAUUUCCAUUUCAAUUAUAGUGAUAUCUAAGUGUUGAAUUGGUUCUUAUAUGGUUGUAUUGCUAUUCUUUUCUGUUAUCAAUGCAAAAACUUGUGGAUUAUUAUGUAAUGAAACCUGCAGAUGUGGUUGUUUUCUGAGAAUUUCUUUUCAGAACUGAACCUUUAUGCGUCAAGGAAUCACUGUUCUUGGUGACCCAGAAACAAUGUUUUUCUGUCAGAUUUCUCUACAUUUCUGUUGGAAACUUCACAACU
Molecule: messenger RNA, 756 nt
Organism: Amaranthus tricolor (Joseph's coat)
Lineage: Eukaryota; Viridiplantae; Streptophyta; Magnoliopsida; Caryophyllales; Amaranthaceae
Product: protein SPIRAL1-like 1
Exons: 3
Coding region: 158-490 (110 amino acids)
Biological process (GO): cortical microtubule organization
Cellular component (GO): cortical microtubule, transverse to long axis
Source: RefSeq, a predicted model, not a curated record